This is a messenger RNA of Beauveria bassiana ARSEF 2860, 1167 nucleotides long. Its product is annotated as Cyclin-related 2. The record is from RefSeq and is a predicted model, not a curated record. The coding region runs from base 1 to 1167 and encodes 388 amino acids. Gene Ontology annotation, biological process: regulation of cyclin-dependent protein serine/threonine kinase activity. Gene Ontology annotation, molecular function: protein kinase binding; cyclin-dependent protein serine/threonine kinase regulator activity. The transcript has a single exon. Gene Ontology annotation, cellular component: nucleus; cyclin-dependent protein kinase holoenzyme complex. Lineage: Eukaryota; Fungi; Ascomycota; Sordariomycetes; Hypocreales; Cordycipitaceae.
AUGGAGGCCUCCCCACACGACGCCGCGCCUCCAUCAGUACCUACCGACACAUCAGCGGCCAGCAGCGCGAGCCUACACGAGCUACCGCCCCCUCCUAUACCGUCUUCUGACCCGAGUCUCGUUGUCGAUGCUGCUGCGUCCACGAGCGGGAGCGUCGGCCUCGGCGUCGGCCGCGACUCCCCAAUCACCUCCAAAACAGCGCCGCCGCCGCUGCAGGACCUAUUCAAGCUUCCGGCCGUCGAGGCGCUGCGGCUGCUCAGCACGAGCGUCGAGCUUCUCGUGCGCAUGACGGGCGACAUCCCGCCGACGCCGCCGCCGCGCACGCCCACCGACCCGCAGAUGAGCGGCCUCCAGGCCGAAAAGGAGAACAUUGUGCGGUCGCACUCGGACAAGAACCUCAACAACAUGGCACGACUACGCCCGCCACCAUCAUCAUCAUCAUCCUCGUCGACGCCGCCCGUCACGGGCAAGCGGCCCUACGACGAGGCGCACGCGGGCGGCAAGGCCAAGCUCCAGGCCUACAGCGCAGCCAUCUCAGCACGACUGGCCAGCCAAGCCGGCGCGGCGCCCGACGCCGCCGCCGCCAUCACCGACACGGCCGAGAUUGACGGCGUGACACUCAAGCCGGCCGCUGCCUCCCUGCGGUCCUCCUCGCCACCUCCCUACAUCAUCAUCGGAUCCGACUCGCAGCCCGUCAACGUGCAGCACGGCGCCAUCACGCGCAAGUUUUACAGCAAAAACGAGCCCCCCAUCAGCAUACACCACUACCUGCAGCGUCUGCACCAGUUCUGCCCCAUGAGCGCCGCCGUCUACCUCGCCGCCUCGCUCUACAUCCACCGCCUCGCCGUCGACGAGCGCGCCAUCCCCGUAACGCGCCGCAACGCCCACCGCCUCGUGCUGGCCGGCCUGCGCGUCGCCAUGAAGGCCCUCGAGGACCUGUCGUAUCCGCACGGCAAGUUUGCGCGCGUCGGUGGUGUGAGUGAGACGGAGCUCGCGCGUCUGGAGAUUUCGUUUUGCUUUCUCGCUGGCUUUGAGCUGGUGGUCCGCGAGGAGGCGCUGCGCGCGCACUGGACCGCCCUGCGGGAGGGCAAGGCGGCGCAGGCGCUGCAAGGGAUCGAGGUGAAGACGCUGCGGCUGGAUAGGAAGCCGCGCGAGGUGACGAUGUGA